Messenger RNA from Ostreobium quekettii, 312 nucleotides. The record is from the annotation of a GenBank genome assembly. NCBI's taxonomy places the organism in Eukaryota, Viridiplantae, Chlorophyta, Ulvophyceae, Bryopsidales, Ostreobiaceae.
AUGACAAAGUACCAAUCUCCAUAUGGGUACUUCACAAAACGCCACUACUACAGAAUCUAUGCCGCGCCGCCGCAUCCACCAGUUUCUGUGCAACCAGUAGCCGCAAGCCCUUCAGCGCGACGGCCCCCAAGGGGCGGCGGCCGCCGAGACCGCGCAGCCACGCGCGCAGGCCGCCGCCCAGGACUGCCCCCAUUUGGUUCGCCCUGCGGCAGAGAGCGCUUCUCAAGUCCCCCGGCCCUACGGGCAAAACACGAGGUCCGUGUCAUACGCACAGUGGUUGUGCUCUCGAUCUCACCACUGCAUGUUCAGUAA